This is a messenger RNA of Mya arenaria, 8239 nucleotides long. RefSeq names its product methylcytosine dioxygenase TET-like. Gene Ontology annotation, biological process: protein K48-linked deubiquitination. Gene Ontology annotation, cellular component: nucleus. NCBI's taxonomy places the organism in Eukaryota, Metazoa, Mollusca, Bivalvia, Myida, Myidae. The record is from RefSeq and is a predicted model, not a curated record. The transcript has 3 exons. Gene Ontology annotation, molecular function: ubiquitin binding; cysteine-type deubiquitinase activity. Bases 325 to 4923 code for a protein of 1532 amino acids.
CAGGCUUAGAAUGACGGUGAAACAUCUAGAUGGUCGAUUUAGCCGCGAACGUUUGAGCGUAUAAGUGAAAAUUGUAUAAUUGUUUAUCGCUUAGUUCCUUUACGUUCCGAGCGAGUGGUGUUUUUUUAUAAUAGAAAAAGGAGUUCACCUGGAUUUUAAACACAGUUUUCGUUACCUACAUGCACACGCUAUACUAAUAUAGAAUUGGAGUUUACGUACGAGAAAUAUACCUCGUGGGUACAUUAAGGACUAAUUCAUAUACCUAAUGUUAGAACGAGAUAUUACCCGAUUGAAAUUUGGACAUAUAUUGUUUGAUACCAACAGAUGAUGGGCUUCCACUGUAUAACGUUCAAACGAUUUUUACUUCAACAUUGGAGUGUAUUUGCUGUGAUAUGUUUAACUUUCCUGGUGGCACAGACGGACGGACAGAGAUUUAACCCGAGGGACCCGCGCAACUUCCCGCCACAUGACGCACAAAGGUCAGCUCGAGGUCGAGGUCGAGAUCCGUUCCCUAGCAACAGGAGAUUCGAUACCAGAGAUGAUUUGCGAAACAGGGCCGACGUGACUCGGGAACGAUUACCUGAUUCGGGCAGACGGAGAGACAUACCCUUAAGGCGGGAAAGGGAAAGGGCUAUAUUUAGAGAUGGUCUUUCAAGAAGAGAUCACCUUAGAGGACGUAGUGCGCGCAGGAAUAUUCCAAGCGGUAGACGAGAAAGUAGUACCAGAAUAAAUAAUCUGGAUUAUCGCGAUCCUUAUUUUCGCGAUGAACGUUUUCGAGGGGAUACCAGAGACAGGUUCAUAGACAGUUCUCGCUCUAGCAGAUUACCACGUGAAAGAACACGUGAUAUACAAUCAAUGCGUGAUGUGACAUCCCAUCGUGACUUCAUAAGUGACUUUGACAGACGUCAGACAGGAGUAGGCGGGAAUGAAAAUAUCAGACGCGCGACUUUACCCACUCGUGAUAUUUCAAGGGAUUUAACACGUGAAAAUAGACAUUUAGAAGCGUUUACCUCAAAACCAGUAUCAAAUUUUAGGCCAGUUCCCGCUAUAAGACCAAGUGUCCAAACAGCGCAAUAUAUUCCUAUAGUUAGUCGCUAUAACCAUUUUAAACCCUACCCCAGACAUAUUGUUCAGAAUGUCGAUUAUAGUAACUUACAUAUAAAUGUCCGAAAUAGGAUGAAUCCGAAUAGUGUGCAAGUACAUACGAACAAUUCCAAUGCAAAUGUUCAAACAAACAACCAUUUACGUCAACACAGUCAAGUUUCAAGUCCUCGUGCACAUGUGAACGAUCCCGGUCCUACUGAGACAUCAUUUCGCCAAACUUUCGUACCAUCCGUUAUCCCAGAUGUUCAACCGACCGGAAGGGCCGAAGUAGUGACAGGAAACAUCAAUACGCAUGUGCAACCAUCAGGAACGCCAAUUCCAACGCAAGCAGUCCAGCAGGUGCCCGUACAGCAAUUGGCUGCAAGUACCGCGUCACAAGGCACACCGAUGACGUCAUUAACGAGGGCAAUAUUUCAAGCACUUGGCCUUCCGUCGGAUUCUCCCGCACAGACGUCUGUACAAAUCCCAAAUGGCGCUACUUCACAAAAUACGAAUACAGGCAUUCUAGGUUCAGUGCUAGGAAUUAAUCCAAAUGCUGUUUACACGCACAACGUUGCGUCGUCGGUGAAUACAAUUUAUCAACCAAACGGUCUUCCAAGCAUAGGGUUUCCAACAUACCCGGCCAUGAAUCGCUUACUUGGUGCCAACCACUUUUAUCCCGGGUUGUUUUUCGGCGGGGAAUCGCCUGACUCCCCGCCCGAUCCGCCGGAUCCCACUCCACCGGCACAGAAAGCUACUGAACCUACGCUUGCAAACAAAAUUGCUAACGCCCUUCAAAACCCUGAUCCAACAACUUUAGUUGACGUGCUAGUUGCUGAACUUUCGAAAGGGGUGGCUAAUGUAAGCACUCCCGUAAGCGAGGGUAGCAACGGUAAUAACGGAGGUGGUGGGGAAGAGGAAGAGAUUGAAUGGGAGGAUUUACCGCCCACUACCACAACCACCACAACUACCACCACCACCACAACGGCACCAACGACGACGACAACUACCCUUGCUCCAACAACAACGACGACACAAGCCUCUACCACGACUUCACUACCUACGCCACCAAGUACAACAGUAUCAAGUCUUGUUCAAUCGUUAGCUCAGAGAAUAAUCUCAUUGUUAACACCAAGUAGCGCAGCUAUCGGAAAUAAGGCGGCACCUCCGCCAUCCAUAGUUGACCAUAACGCGCAACUACUGAAUUUAAAGCCAACAGCAAAUUCUGCGUCAGCUGAUAAAUAUAUUCCUGCACUAAAUAAUAUUGAUCCAUCUUCUUCACCAAGUGUUCAAACCACCUUUCGACCAACUCUUGGAAUGGUUACAGAAAAUUCUCGACCAAAUCUACUUUGGAAUCCAAAACAAAGACCGCAAACGAAUUUCCAUGCUAAAGACACAGCUCCAAGAAUACCCCAACACAAUCUAACAUCAGCAAACAUUGAUGUAGUUCGACCAGCCCUUAUGAAACAACAAGCUCCAAGAGGUCGGUUUGGUUCUCCUUCCCAGACAAGACACACUGUCUACAUUAUAAGAAGGAGGCCCUCUAAUCGGAUACCGAAUGUGAACGCUGGUGAGUCACAAUCUGGCGUCAACUCUAAACCUGUCAAUGUUAUAACCAGAUCUUCGUCGAUCAAACAGAUCGCUGGUCUGCGAGGAAAUGCUAUUCAAACACCAAAAAGUCAACUUAACAUUCCAGCUGUAUUAGAAAGCAAUAAGCAAUCUAUGGUUCCGCAGAAAAUCUCUUCUGGAGUUAGUUCCCGUGAUGUUCAUAGACAACCACAAAAUUCACAAAUCGGUACUGGCAAUAGCGCACCUGUUGUUAUUCAACGCAACAACCAUCAACAAUAUCAACAAGGUCAUGAACAAAAUCAACCUCACGGGCAACAGCAAAUGCAGCAGCAGCAGCAACAAAAGCAAAAACAGCAAUACCGACAACAACAAAAACAACAAAAACAACAGCAGAUACAAGUAGAGCACUCCCAACGCCAACAACAACAACAACAAAAACUACAACAACAACAACAUCGACAACAACAAAAUCAACAACAACAACAACAGCAAAACCAACAACAACGACAACAACACGGAAAACAACAACAACAACAACAACAGCAGCAACAACAGCAUCAUCAUCAACAACAACAUCAUCAGAUUCAAACACAACCUCUUGUUGUUUCAAGAACUGAUAAUAACUCUGGACCACUCAACGUAUCCCCGGUUGAAGCCAUUCAAAGUUUACCACAAUUGCCAACUCUGCAUGAUGUUGGUAUAAACGCAGCUCAGUUCAUGUCAAGCAACGACAUCGGGGGGCUGAAGAUUAAGAAAAUUCCAAAUGCGCUAUCACCAAGAGUAGAUCUGGCACCACAGUUUAAACCUUUCAGCAUCCAGUCUCCAAAAAAUGACAUUCAGCCAGUUGCGAAUACGAAUACAGCUUUUUCCAAUUUAGGCAAUAUUGCCGGGGCACCGAUCGGUGUUGUUGACAUUAAGCCAAUCGGUGCUAAUGAUAUCACAACGUCAUCAAACGUUAACAUCAAACCAGUGCCCGCAAGUGUGACGUCAUCACAAAAUGGAAUUAGGACAGGAGCUAAUGGCGGUAAUGGUGUAUAUGAUCUUUUACAGAGUUUGAAGCUACUGCUAGCGCCGACAACACAUCAACCUUCCCCGACGACAACACCGACACCGACAACGACAACUACACAAGUCCCAUUACCUGUGAGCUCUGAUAGAACUGAUUUAUUCAAAAGUUUUCAGCAGUCUUUACAAUCGGUUGGUGUUGUGGAACCUGGAACUGUAGAUUUGUUAGCAAGUUUGCGAAAUUUGCUUAGCGGACAGGAUGCAUUAACGACAACUCCAGCCACAACGACAACUCCAGCCACAACGACGACUCUUCAAACGACAUUAGCAUCAACAACACCAGCACCAUGUACGCCUAGGUCUCCGGAAUUUACCUGUGAAGGCAAAGACAUGUUUUCGACGAUGGCUUCAAUGAGCGCCUGGUGCCUUGGAAUGUGCAUCAAGAACGCAUGCGUAGAGACCGUCUGCACGUGCGGGUGUAAUAUCACUUCCGGUUUGAAAUAUCGUCAGCAAGCGAGAGCAAAUCAGCAGCUGCACCCGUGGGGUGGUCAGAAUCCUUGGCAGCAAAUGCGUCCGACAUCAACGCCUAAACCGGAAGUGACAACUGAUGAGCCCCCGGAAGAAGAAGAGUACGAGGCGGAGGACGGGACCACAACGCCUGCGCCGCCGUCCACGACGAUGCAUUGGUUUCCAUGGGGUUUUCCACCGUCGACUCCAUCUCCAAUGUUGGACUUCAAAUUGAACCCGUUAGACCAGCAUAGUUCGAGUGCCCAAAAGAAGCACGUUGCGAAUAUCAACAAUGUGGCCUGGGGUUCCGAGGCGCAGCAACGAUUGUCAGAAAUGGCGGUUAGCCCGAAGGCGACACCCGCUAAAACUGAACCCACUACUGCAGCGGCAAGACUUCCGGACUGGGGAGGCACAGAAUGGCAGCUUCCGGCUCCCAAACCCGACCCCACCCCGUCGGGACGAAACUGGCAACGACGACGCUUGAGAGCGAAAUGGAGUAGGAACGAACGUUUCAGUAGUUUAAUCAAUCCGGAAACACAGCCGACCAGUAAACCGGAACAACCUGCCCAACCCGCCAUGCCUUCACAGAUGUGGUCGGGAUCGAUGCCAAUGAUGGGGAUGCCCAAUAUGAUGAUGCCAAUGCCGAUGAUGAUGCCAUUUCCGGGUCAGUUUGGUGCGGGUAUGAGGUUUAACUGGAGAAGUCCAUCUAGCGGGGAAGAAGGUGGAGGAGAGGGUGGAGGAAACGAGGCUAAUGAUUAAAUGAUAUGAAAUCGACUGCGUAUUGGUCUUAAUGACGUCAUUAUCAGGGAAUGAUAUCAACUCUUGGAAACGAAUUAAACAUUGGGAAAUGUUUCUUCUUUUUGGAUUCGAAGUGAAGAUUUUGUUUCGAAAGUUCUGAUUGGUUUAGCUUAAAGCCUCAUUAUGAAAAACUUCGUUUUGUAUAACCUUUUGGUUGAGCGUUUCAUCAUUUCCGGUCUCAUGCAUUUAUGACGUCAGUAAUAGUCUACAAAUAUGCCAUAGAGGGCGUGAUCAUUUCUAGUAUUUAUGUUGUAGUUAAUUUAUUGUUGAUUACGCUGCCUGUGCUCGUAUUUAUUAAUACAUUUGUUAUGUCUCAAUCGCGAUUAUAAAAGCGAUAAGUUCACUAGGUGUUGGUUAAAACUUGAAUGUUCCGUUGACUAUGCAACUUAACCAGGGACAGUAUUCAAUAUAAUUAUUAUCCUUAACCUUAGAUAUGCAUCAUAUGCAACCUGUUUUUACUGUCCAAUCAAAACACUUGAAUUCUUAUCUUAAAAUUAAGAAAAGUCUUAUACUUCGAAUAUUUUAAUAUGAAUAAAAAACAUGUUUCGUUCUUAAAACUAAGAAGGGAAAUGCAUUUCGAUGAGUUUGCGCUUUGUUUUUGUUUGAUAAAUAUAACCACAUUGACAAAGUUCACGAAUAUGUUCUUCUUUCAUCGUAAUUGCCAAUUAAAUCAAAUUUCUCGAAAAGCUAUAAUUUCAAGAUUAAUUAAAUUCAAUUAUACUGAUUGAUUGCUUUUGUCACAUGGCAAUCAAUUUUGUUGCAACUUUUUUGCGUUAAAGGGACUAAUUCACAAAAAUUAUGGUAAAAAAGCAACAAGCGGAAAGUCGUUUAAGGUGACCCAUCUAUCAAUCUAUAAAUGCAUAUCAUUGUUACUGGUAAAGUUUCAUUUUCAAGUUACAAAAUGUAAAGUUUGAAUAUUCUGAAAGUUUUCACCGAGAGCUUCUAUGUAUAAACAUUAUGUUAUUAAAGAAAUAAAUUUAUAACAUUGCUAAAUGAUCAUAUAAAAUUUCGAUAUUAUACCUUCCUUUACAUUAUCCUAUGGCAAUAGUAGAGUCAUUUUGAUGUUGUUAAAAAUGUAGGCCAUGUAAAAUAACAUAAAGGUCUAUAAAAUAGUUUAGUAUAGUGACAAUCUCAAUGUUAAAAUCUAAAAUGCACAUAUAUGCAUCCUAUUGAUGUUAACAUUAUUACCAUGUUAACAUUAUAACCAUAUUUCAAAUAACAGAGAAUUAAUAUUGAAUGUAAUCUGUAUCAGAGAUAUUAAACAAUAUUACACCAUGGUUAAAUUAAUUUCGUUAAUAUUAUUAUUGGAGGGUCACUUAAUACCAGUACACAUUUUACAAGCAAUUAUUAUUUUUGAUGUCUGACCGGAUAAGACGUGAAUAAGUCCCUUUAAAAAUUAACAAUUCAUACAAUCUAUCAAUGUUCAAGUUUUGUUAUCUAAUGUUAUAAAUGCACAAUAUUGCAUAUUAAAUCAUGAAAUGUGUGAAAAGUACGCAAUAAAUUUAAUGUGUUCAUCACAUAUAUUUUCCUGUUUCGUAUUUAUGUGUUAUUGCUGAGGCGUGUACUUCAAUCGCGGUUAAACAUCUGUUUAAAAUAAGUGACGUCAUAAGCGACAAUGAGUCCAUAUGAAGAAGAAAAGUGAUGUCUUACUUUUUCCGAAGUUUCGUGCAUUAUAACCUUUUUGAUACAGAUUUUCAAAAAGGUUCUUUUAUCAAAUUGUACUAAUUGUUAAAAAAAAUAAUUCUAUAUUUUGAUAAAAUCUGCUGGUUUUUUUUAUUGUUAACAUGAAUACAGCAACAGGUCAGUUUUUGACGUCAUAUGGAAUGAAAAGUUUUAAAUUACGCACUCCUGGAUUUUAUCAACGUUUUUCCUUUUUGUCUGAGUUAGAGUUUGUUUCUUCUUGAACGAUGUAACACCAUGCCAUAUAUAUAUAUAUAUAUACCAUACUAGUAUGUUUGGUCGUUUUCAGCGUUCACAAUGACAAAAUGACUUUUUUUAUUUUCUAAUGUUGUCUUAGGUUGUUCGUCUAAUAGUAUUUGUCUCAUAUUAUUUUUCUGAGAUUAUUUCUCGAAGUCUAUAUGUGUGAAAUUGUCUUAAGUUAUUUGUCUAAAUGUGUUUGUCUAAACUGGUUUGUCACAGUUUAUUUGUCUAAUAUUUUUUGUCUCAUGUUAUUUGUCUGAGAUCGUUUCUCUAAGUCUAUAUGUGUGAAAUUGUCUUAAGUUAUUUGUCUAAAUGUGUUUGUCCUAACGGAUUUGUCUAUGGUUUUGUAUGUGAAUUUGAUUGUGUUAACUGAUUUAUCGAAGGUUAUUUAUCUCAUGUUAUUUGUCAGAAGUGUUGUGUCUAAAGUUAUUUGUCUGAAGUUAUUUGUCUAUAGUCAUUUGUCUAAAGUGUUGUGUCUAAGGUUAUUUGUCUAAAGUUAUUUGUCUAAAGUUAUUUGUCUAAAGUUAUUUGUUUAAAGGUAUUUGUCUAAAGUGGUGUGUCUACAGUUAUUUGUCUAAAGUUAUAUGUCUAAAGUGUUGUGUCUAAAGUUAUUUGUCUAAAGUUAUUUGUCUAAAGUUAUUUGUUUAAAGUUAUUUGUCUAAAGUGGUGUGUCUACAGUUAUUUGUCUAAAGUUAUAUGUCUAAAGUGUUGUGUCUAAAGUUAUUUGUCUAAAGUUAUUUGUCUAAAGUUAUUUGUUUAAAGUUAUUUGACUAAGGUUAUUUGACUCAAGUUAUUAGUCCAAAGGUAUUUGUCUAUAUUGUGUUAAGUUAUUUGUGUCAUUUUUUAUCAAAAGUUAUUCGUCUAAAAUAUUUGUCCAUCGAUUUAGUAUAUAAUUAUGAUGACAUUGGUUCUCACGUCAGAACGGUGACCAGUAGGCGGCGCUCUUAAUAAAGCGUUUUUGUUUUUCUAUUGUCAUAAUAAGAAAUGGCCAUACAUUCUGUAAAGACAUAGACAAACGUUUAAUGUAUUAGAUAUCAUGUAAAUGCUUUUUUUUGUUAAUCUCAAAUAUCGUUAAAACUGUUUUCAUUGAUAUUCAUAACGACGGAUAAUUGAGAUUGAAAUAUUAUAGCAAUAUUUGUCGAAAGUUUUUUCAUUGAAAUUAGAUAAACGAGAAAAUGCACCUGUAUAAAACUAUUAAUAUUAUUGUGUUUUUUCUUCAUUUUGACAGAUCUUAUAUGUUUGUAAUGAUAUGAUAUGCACUUACAUGGAAAAGUCGAUGAUUCAUCUUUUACUUGUUAUAUUUAGACAUUUAAUUGACGCGUCUUUUCCCCAUUUAAGUUAUGCAGUUUGUGUUCUA